ACGCGCCGUCCUCGACUUUCCUUAGUCGUGUGUCUUUCAUAUUCUUUAACUCUUCAUCACGUUCACUGCUACCUAAUCGCCAGCAACAAACACUUUUUGAUCCGACGUCACCGCAUACAAGCUCAUUGCUACCUCAUCACACUUGCUACCACUGCCGGACAGUGACCACUACUUCUGAUUACACCCACACUCGCAAUGGCGGCAUCAUCUGUAUCGACGGGUGCCGAAACCCUCAAACCCAGCAACAUUGAAAUUCCUACCACGGGCAGCACCGCUGCAGCGGAGGAUGAAGGUCCCACAUCACCGCGUUCAUGGCGACAUCGAACAGUCACAUACCAACCUCCUUCGCGUAUUCAGACAACAGGCAGUCUCGAUGCCGAGGAUUACUUCGUCGGCCCUCGUGAUAUGGCCAAGCACUCGAAGUGGCCCUUCUUCAUGCGCAUGCACGGUUCCGUGCUGCCAAAGAUGCUUAUUCCCCUCAUCGUCGUCACCCUUUGGUCUACCUUGAUUACUUGCCUCUCGAAGUUCCUACACCACCCUCUGAAUGUCAGCAGCUUGUUGCUCACCGUUCUCGGUUUCGUUGUCGGUCUCGCGAUCUCUUUCCGCACUAGUUCCGCCUAUGAGCGAUACAUGGAGGGCAGAAAAUACUGGAGUCAAAUUCAACUUGUGAGUCAGAACUUGGCCCGUACCAUCUGGAUCCACACCGAAGAGCGUGAGGGCGAGUUGGGCAAGCACGAUCUCCUGGCCAAGCUUACCGCAUUGAAUCUUCUUAACGCAUACGCAUGUGCCAUCAAGCACAGACUCCGAUUUGAGCCUGGUAUUGACUACCCUGACCUCAAGGAGCGCAUUGAGUACCUCGAUACAUUCGCCAAGGCUGCUGAAGUCGACAUCCCUAAGGCUCGCGAGUACAGCAAGCUGAAGUCUACCGGAGAAUUCCUGGGCGUCACCUUCGCUGAGUCGAACCCCCGCAAGAGGAUUAAGCGCUCCAAGAAGCCUCUCGGCAACCUGCCUCUUGAGAUUUUGAACCACUUCUCUACGUACGUUCACAGCAUCAUCAGCAACGAGACCCUCAAGAUCGGUCUCUACCAAAACCAAGCUAUCACUGGUGUUGUCGCUCUCAAUGAAUGCCUUGUCGGUCUCGACCGUGUGCUCAACACUCCCCUUCCCAUCGCCUACUCCAUUGCCAUCUCCCAGAUCACCUGGGUCUACGUCAUGGUCCUGCCCUUCCAGCUCUUCGCCUCGCUCGAAUGGAUCACCAUCCCCGGAACCAUCUUCGCCGCGUACAUCAUCCUCGGUCUCUCAGCCAUCGGUCGCGAAAUCGAGAACCCCUUUGGCCACGACGUCAACGAUCUGCCACUCGAGGCUUUCUGCGAAGAGUUGGAGAUGGACAUCGAUUGCAUCACUGCACAGCCUGCGCCCGUCCCUGCCGAGUUCAUGACCCGCGAGGGCAACAUGCCCAUCUGGCCGCUCAGCUACAAGAGCUUCAGCGGCUGGGCGGCGCGCAGCAAGCAGGACGUUCGCGACGCGCUGCUGACCAAGACCAAGGCGGAUAUGCAGGUCAGGAGGAGCUUUGCCAUCGCGCGGACCGAGAGCAACGAUGAGAAGGCGAGCCAUAACGUGCAGCAGCUGCACCAGGAUGCGCAGGCGUAAGCGGCAACGAGAUGAGUGCGGUAGAUUGUACGAGGGCAUGGAGCGCCGAUCAGUCUUUCUCUCUUUUCUGCGUGCAUAGCGAUGGGUAAUGGCGUUUUCGGUUGCCCUGAUUUCCUCUUCUCUUUGCGGAGAUCCUCCGGCAGAGUCCUGUUAUAUUAUCAUAGUGGCGGUUGUGCCUAUGUGCAUGCGCUCGCAUUAGACUCGGUAAAAGUUGUCAAUUACUUCGCAUGUCGUUUUCGUUAUCAUUGCUGUUUUCCAUCCAUGCCUGCUGCAUUAUCAUUCUAUUCCGUGUCCGCCCUGACGCCAUAGCUUCUGUCCACCCGUAUGCCUUGCUGAGGGCGAGCAAUUCCUGCCUAGCUGUCAUUGUCACCAAAACAGCAUCUCGCGUCAGC
Molecule: messenger RNA, 2042 nt
Organism: Didymella exigua CBS 183.55
Lineage: Eukaryota; Fungi; Ascomycota; Dothideomycetes; Pleosporales; Didymellaceae
Product: UPF0187-domain-containing protein
Exons: 4
Coding region: 196-1650 (484 amino acids)
Molecular function (GO): chloride channel activity
Source: RefSeq, a predicted model, not a curated record